Molecule: messenger RNA, 1422 nt
Organism: Choloepus didactylus (southern two-toed sloth)
Lineage: Eukaryota; Metazoa; Chordata; Mammalia; Pilosa; Megalonychidae
Gene: MMADHC
Product: metabolism of cobalamin associated D
Exons: 8
Coding region: 184-1074 (296 amino acids)
Biological process (GO): cobalamin metabolic process
Cellular component (GO): mitochondrion
Source: RefSeq, a predicted model, not a curated record
GCCGCCGCCGCCAUUUUGAUGGCGGGAGAGUCUGUGUCUGAGACGGCUGGUGGCGGCUGUGGUGACUGGUAUGGAUGGUUUCCCCUCGCGGUAGCCACUCCAAAUUCGCCCGACUUCGGGCCACAGCCCUCGGAAUAACUUUUCAAAGGAAAAGAUACUUUGCAUCUGUUCUCUCCGCUAGAAAUGGCCAAUGUGCUCUGUAACAGAGCCAGACUGGUUUCCUAUCUUCCAGGAUUUUGCUCUUUAGUUAAAAGGGUUGUCAAUCCCAAAGCCUUUUCUACUGCAGGAUCUUCAGGUUCUGAUGAGUCUCAUGUUGCCACUGCACCUCCAGAUAUAUGCUCUCGAACAGUAUGGCCUGAUGAAACUAUGGGACCAUUUGGACCUCAGGAUCAGAGAUUCCAGCUUCCUGGAAACAUAGGUUUUGAUUGUCACCUCAAUGGGACCACUUCACAGAAGAAAAGCCAGGUUCAUAAAACUUUGCCUGAUGUUCUAGCAGAACCUUUAUCAAGUGAAAGGCAUGAGUUUGUAAUGGCACAAUAUGUAAAUGAAUUUCAGGGUAGUGCUGCACCAGUCGAACAAGAAGUUAAUAGUGCAGAAAGUUACUUUGAAAGUGCCAAAGUAGAGUGUGCAAUCCAAAUAUGCCCGGAGUUGCUGCGAAAAGAUUUCGAAUCACUAUUUCCAGAAGUGGUUACCAGCAAACUAAUAAUUCUGACUGUAACACAGAAAACUAAGAAUGAUAUGACUGUUUGGAGUGAGGAAGUAGAAAAUGAAAGAGAAAUGCUUUUAGAAAAGUUCAUCAAUGGUGCUAAGGAAAUUUGCUAUGCUCUUCGCGCUGAAGGCUAUUGGGCUGACUUUAUUGACCCAUCAUCUGGUUUGGCAUUCUUUGGACCAUAUACAAACAACACUCUUUUUGAAACAGAUGAACGCUAUCGGCAUUUAGGAUUCUCUGUCGAUGAUCUUGGCUGCUGUAAAGUGAUUCGUCAUAGUCUCUGGGGUACUCAUGUUGUAGUAGGAAGUAUCUUCACUAAUGCAACACCAGACACCCAUAUUAUGAAGAAAUUAAGUGGAAAUUAGUGGUGAUGUCAGUUAAUUUGUUUUACUAUUUAUACGUCACAUUUGGAUUGAUCUAAAAACUUUGUCAAACCCUUCAGUUUUUAAAGUAUACUUAUUUGUAGGUAUUUAUUUAAACACUUAUAAAUUUACAAGGUUGGUAAUUGAUUUGUGAUUUUUAAAUCACAGAUUUUCAUUAUUCAUAUUAUCAUUGAAUACAUGCUUAGUACAUCCACAUUGUAUAGAAUGUGAUCAUAUUAAUGUGUAACUAGGGUAUGAAGAUCUCAUAUUGUUAUUUCUCCCCUUUAUUGGAAAAACCUCAGUUUUAAUUAUUUUUCUCCAAAAAUAAAUCAUUCAUUUGGUUGAAAUGAU